CAACAACAACAUCCUAAGACUCUUCGCCGUCAUGUCGUCCAAGCCUGCGACUCGUGCCCUCACACAGGCUCUCCGACGACCUGCCAUCCGCACAUCCGUCGAGCGCUGCGUGCGCAUCAGCCACACCAGCUUCGCAAUCCGAAGCGCAAGCACCUUGUCCUCUUCAGCCUCUUCCCUCCGGCCAACACUGCAGCGACAUCAUCCGCCGAGCGCCAGUAGUACAGCGCGGCGCACGAUAUUCAUUCAGACCGAGGACACGCCCAACGCCGAUGCGCUCAAGUUCAUCCCCAACCACCAAAUCCUGCCCGACAACUUCUCUUCGUCAUUCCUCGAAUAUAUGACGCCGCGCUCGACGCUGGCACCGCCGCACCCCUCUCCGCUCGCGCAGCAGCUGAUGAAUGUAGACGGCGUGUCGAGCGUCUUCUAUGGCCGCGACUACAUUACUGUAACCAAGGAUACCUCGACGCCGUGGGCGCACGUCAAGCCCGAAGUGUUCAGUCUCAUCACCGAGGCUGUCACGAGCGGGCAGCAAAUUGUGAACACGGUUGAAAAUAAAGCGGGCGACGAUGGCCAGUCAUCAGGCGACGAGGCAGUCACAUAUGCGCCAGAGGAUGAGGAGGUGGUCGGGAUGAUCCAAGAAUUAUUGGAGACGCGCAUCAGGCCUGCCAUUCAAGAAGACGGUGGAGACAUUGACUUUAGGGGCUUUCACGAUGGGCAAGUGCUGCUCAAGCUGCGAGGGGCGUGCAGGACGUGCGACAGCAGCACGGUGACAUUGAAGAAUGGCAUCGAGAGCAUGUUGAUGCACUAUAUUGAGGAAGUCAAAGGUGUGCAACAAGUAAUGGAUCCAGAAGAGGAGAUCGCUAUGCAAGAGUUUGCCAAGUUUGAAGAGAAGCUGCGGAACCAGAAGGGCGAGGUGCCUCCUACGAGUCCCAGUCCAGGCAGUAUGGAUAAGAUAGCUUGAUUGAAGGAGACCAUGACGCCGCCAUGCAUCAUUGGAAUGCAAACACAGUGAGGAAGCUGCUGUACAUUGCGCAGAGUGCCAUGAGUAUGCACCAGAUUGCAAGUGCCGACAUGGUAAAGAUGGUUGCAGUAUGGAGAGACGUGUGCCAUUGACGACAGUUCCAGACUGCGAGGCACCGUUGAGCUUUGAUUCAGCCUGUUGGCGCAGAGAUGUUCGUAUUGCAACUUUCGUCAGCAGCAGCGCCCGCACAGUACGGUAGUAUACCGGCCAAUGUCUGUGAGCCUCUAGAGCCUGCCUGCUGAAAUAAAGCUGGGCUGAGAGCCCGCUAGAAUUACCUUAGGC
Molecule: messenger RNA, 1303 nt
Organism: Sphaerulina musiva SO2202
Lineage: Eukaryota; Fungi; Ascomycota; Dothideomycetes; Mycosphaerellales; Mycosphaerellaceae
Product: HIRA-interacting protein 5
Exons: 2
Coding region: 32-961 (309 amino acids)
Biological process (GO): iron-sulfur cluster assembly
Cellular component (GO): mitochondrion
Molecular function (GO): iron-sulfur cluster binding; iron ion binding
Source: RefSeq, a predicted model, not a curated record